This is a messenger RNA of Entelurus aequoreus (snake pipefish), 4866 nucleotides long. It is a transcript of the gene ftr82, whose product is annotated as finTRIM family, member 82. Gene Ontology annotation, molecular function: protein binding; zinc ion binding. Bases 806 to 2542 code for a protein of 578 amino acids. The record is from RefSeq and is a predicted model, not a curated record. The transcript is spliced from 7 exons. NCBI's taxonomy places the organism in Eukaryota, Metazoa, Chordata, Actinopteri, Syngnathiformes, Syngnathidae.
GUCUUUCUCUCUCCCUCUCUUUACCUGUACUACUCUUUUCUCUCUCUCUAUUUUUCUGCACUAUUGUCUUUCUCUCUCCCUCUCUUUACCUGUACUACUCUUUUUCUCUCCGACUCUUUUCCUGCAUUACUCUCUUUCUGUUCUCCACCUAGCGCUCUCUCUCUCUCUCUUGCUCUCUUUUCCUGCGUCCCUCUCUCUCUUUUCCUGCACUACUCUCUUUCUCUCUUUUUCUGCACUAUUGUCUUUCUCUCUCUCUCCCUUUACCUGUACUACUCUUUUUCUCUCUGACUCUUUUCCUGCACCUCUCUCUAUUUUCCUGCACUAAUCUCGCUCUCUCUUUACUGUAACUCUCUCUUUUUUCAUGCACUACUCUAUCUCUUUCGUGCACAUCUCUCUCUCUCUUUCUCCCCUCUCUCUCUCUCUCUCUCUCUCUCUCUCUCUCUCUCUCUUUUUCCUGGACAACUCCCUCUCUCUCUUCACUACACAACUCUGUCUCUCUCUCCUUCUCUCUAUUCUCGCUCGACCUGCUUAUCCGACCAGAGCUGGGCCGCACACACUCCCGGUGCAAGGGCAGGGGGCGGGGUUUGCCGCUGUCAAUCAGUAACCUGUGGAAUUCAGAAAGACAAGUAGGUCCUGUCUGUGUCAGGCACUACCACACACUUACUCACACACUUACUCUCACACACACACACACUCGCACACAUAUUCUCUUACGCGCACACACACGCACACACACACACGCACACACAGUUACAAACUCUCAAACACUCUUCUCUGCGCUUCUCGACGUCUAAAAAGUGUUCCAAUGGCUGACCACACGUCUCCAGACUACUUCAGCUGUAGUCUGUGCGUGAAGCUGCUGAGGGACCCGGUGGCCAUUCCCUGCGGCCACAGCUUCUGCAUGAACUGCAUCAGCGGCUACUGGAACGAGGCGGACUACACGGGGAUCUACAUCUGCCCCCAGUGCAAGAUCACCUUCACCCAGAGGCCAGUGCUGCGGCCCAACGCCACGCUCAGUAUGGUGGCCGAGAAAAUCAAGAAGAGCGCCUUGGACGUCAACGUCCACACUCUGCAAGGGAAUGGCUACGCCGGGCCGGGCGACGUACCGUGCGACUUCUGCUCUGGGAAGAAACUCAAGGCUGUCAAAUCAUGUCUCAACUGUCUGGCGUCGUACUGCGAGAAGCACCUGAAGCCUCACUACGAGUCGGCCACCUUCAAAAGGCACAAGCUGGUGGAGCAGCUGGGAAACUUGGACAGGAAGAUCUGCCCACAGCACCAAAAGCCUUUGGAGCUCUUCUGUCGAACCGACCAGAUGUGUGUCUGCGCCAUCUGCACAGUCAGCGAGCACAAAGGUCACGACAUCGUUUCUGCCGAGGCCGAGAGGAGCGACAAGCAGAAACUCUUGGGAAUCUCCACAGCGGAGAUUAGGCAGAAAUGUCAAGAGAGGGUGAAGGAGCUGGAUGAGCUGAAGACUGCAGUGGAUUCUCUCAAGAACUCGGCCCAGAGAGCCAUGCUGGAGAGUCAAAAGAUGUUCGAGGACAUGAUUCGCUCCAUCGAGAGGAUGAGGUCAGAAGUCACCAAGCUGAUCGGAAUCAACGAGAAGGCGGCGUUCAACCAAUCAGAGGCUUUAAUAGAGCGUCUGGAACAGGAGAUUGACGAGCUGAAGAAGAAAGAGUCUGGCUUGAAGGAGCUUUAUGGCACUGAUGACCACAUCCACUUCUUGCAGAACUUCAACUACCUGUGCACCCCCACUGAUGACGGCUUCAUACCAAAGGUGACCGUUAACCCCGACUUCUCCUUCAUGGCCGUCAGGAAGGCCGUCUCUGAGAUCAAGGAUCGUUUGGAAGAGUUUGGCAGGGAAGAGUUGCUGAAGAUCUCCAAGACGGUGAAUGAAGUUCCCGUCUACACAACAGAGAGUCGAACUUUGGACAGAAGGAGCAGAGGCAGAGAAGACAACAUGGUAACAGUGGACACUCCUGCUAGUCCAGUACCGAAGACCAGAGCAGACUUUGUCAAAUACUUCUGUCAGCUGAAGUUGGAUCCAAUCUCAGCCUACAAGGAGCUUUACAUCUCUGAGCACAGCAGAAAAGUCAUCCGCACCAGAGACCUGCAGCCCUACGGGGAUCACCCAGAGAGAUUUGACAGCUUCGCUCAGGUUCUGUGCCGGGAGGCUCUGUCUGGAGGCCGCUUCUACUGGGAGAUCGAGUGGAGCGGGGAGUUCUCCAUCGGUGUGGCCUACAGGAGCAUCAGCCGCAAGGGCAAGGGCUCCCUGUGUCUGCUGGGCUACAACGACAGGUCCUGGAGCCUCCUGUGCUCCGACUCGGGUUACUCAGCCUGGCACAACAGGGUGGACAAGGCCGUGAGUGGCCCCCAUUCCCCGAGAAUAGGCGUGUACUUGGACCACACUGCAGGCGUGCUGGCCUUUUACAGCAUCGGCAGCGGGGCCAUGACCCUGCUGCACAGGUUUGACACCACCUUCACAGAGCCACUGUAUCCGGGCUUUGGCGUCGGAACCUCUGUCAAAAUCUGCAACGUGAAAUGAACUCUUAUAUUUCUGAGAAGAUGUUCACUUCUUUGCUUUUGGAAUAUAUAUUUUUAUAACUUUGAAACAAGUUACAUUGUUUGCUAUUUUCUAACGUGAUGAUCUAACAUGUUUAACAUUAUUGGAUUAUCACUAUUAUGACUCACGCAUGAAUUCAAUGUUAAAGCAAAUAUAUCAUUCCCGAUAUUGGCCUUUUCACACUUCAUCUAACAAAUAUUUCAUUGUAUGCAUGUUUGUUUACACAAGUCACUGAGUUAUGCAAGAUAGUUUUUAGAAUCUGAGUAAAUUAGAAUGUUUUUCCCAUUUAUGUCACAGGAAUUUGAUUAAUCAUGUGACAUUUUCUGGCUGAGGACAUGCAUUACAAAUACUGUAUAUACAUAAGCAAUGUUGCCACCCACAGGCCUGUAUGUGACAUUACACAAUAUUUAUGGAAAUGUGAUUAAUGCGUUGCAAUUAUUUGUCCUAAUGUGAAGAAUAUUCUUUGUCCUUUCACUUUGUUUUGUUUACUUAGAAUGUCAAGAGGUUGUAUGGCUGUAAAAUAUGAGGAACAUGGAUGAUGGCAGCAGUUUGUACGUAAUAGACAUAUUUUUAUUGUUGCAGAAAUAAUGACAAUUAAGUUCAGACAUCAUAACCAAUAAUUCCUCCUUUGCCGAUGCAUUCUCCAAUGUAAAACCACAUCAGCACUUCAGUGGCCACCAGCCCAUUCCUUAGAGCAUCCUGCAAGGGCAAAAAAAAAAUAUAUAAGUUUUUUUCCCCCAGAUGAAGCAAGUAUGAAAUCAAGAAGUGUGUUUAAGUGCAGUGAGCAAACAUGAUUCACAGCCUUAAUGCGUUUUACACUAAAAUUGGCCCGAGUGUGUGAAUGCUUGUUUGUCUGGGUUGUCUCUGUGAUGAGGUGGUAACUUAUCCAGUGUGUACCCUGCCUUCUGGCCAAGUGCAGCUAGCAUAGACUCCAGCCCCCCACGAUCCCAAAAAGAAAAAAGCGAUAGAAAAUGGAUGGAUUUUAAAAUGUUUAUCUUCUUCAGUUUUAAUUGGUAAAGGUUUUACAGUAUUUUUUUUAAUUAGAAGGUUCUAAGUGGCCUACACCUCUCGAGGAGACUGAAGUGUUUCAAGGUGUUUGGGUCACUACUGUGCACUUUUUAUGACACUGUGGUGGCUUCUGCAGUGUUCCUAGUAGGGCUGCAACGAUUUACGACAUUGUCAACAAAUAUAUUUGUCACCGACAAUUAUAUCUGUCGGCAAUAGUCGAGACGUCAUCGUUCGUGUUUUUCCGUGCAGAAGUGGUUCAGCACCGCCACUCGCAAAAACAUUGCCAGUGAUAACAUUAUUCUUGUUAAAAACAUGAAUACAUUGCUCAUUUUGCAAGACCAACCUUGUUUUUAUGGCAGUACAUAUGUGAUACGCGAGCAUUUAAAGCAGAGGCAUGAUGUCGGACAUUUGGAGGGCGGAAACGGUCUCAGCCACAGUAAGCUUGUUAGCAACAAGUGUGAGACAAAAUUGUGUGAAAAAAAGAUUUAGCUAUCAUUUUAGCCAAAGUCAGCCAGCUAAACUUUGUCUACAUCAAUUCUAGUACUUUUUAAAGCAGCGUCAAUUUGCAAUGCCGUAAAAAAGGCCGACGCACGCACCAGAUAUUACACUCUUGUCUUGUGGCCUUUGCUUUGUUAGGACCUUCUCGACCACUGUGGAUAUCCGCCAUUUUUGUUAUGACACCAACAACAGGAAAAUAAGUCUCGUCUCUCAAUUCAGCGGCUGCAUCCUUCGCAGUGCGUUAUUGUGGGGUGCUGAUGUCAUUUUGAUGUGCAAAGGCCGUCCCAAUUCCAAAAGCUCCAAGUGUCCUUCGAAUCCAGCCAACAAAUGUGUCCUUUUCUUCCAUCAGCAACAAGCGUGCAUGCCGUGUACACGUAGCACGGUUUCAUAUCCCAAUAUCCUUUGUGCACUCAACUCUGAAAAUGAUUUUCAACAUGGUGGCGCUGUGCGUAGCGGAAAGAGUGACUUUAAAAUGUAAGUAUAGCUUUAUUUAUUCAUUUAAAACACCUAAAACCAGAAAUGUCAAGCUGAGGUGACAGUAGUGAUGUACAUGUGUGUUAAAAUAGGAGACCUCGACUAUCAUAAUUUUGAGCGACCUGUGUGCUCUUUGCUCCUGUCUUUAUGCCAAGGGAUCGCCAUAUCUGGCCACUGCAGACUGAUUUGUGCCCGGAGCUUUUUUCAACCUUUAGAAGUAAAGCUCUACAUCUUUUGAUUUGCUUUUUUAGACUGCAAGAGGUUGACUUAAAUUAUGUCCUAUUAAUGUGUGGCCGGAAUACUGAAGUAUUGUAAAUAUGUGCAUC